This is a messenger RNA of Salvia miltiorrhiza (redroot sage), 1224 nucleotides long. RefSeq names its product putative late blight resistance protein homolog R1B-12. The transcript has 3 exons. The record is from RefSeq and is a predicted model, not a curated record. Lineage: Eukaryota; Viridiplantae; Streptophyta; Magnoliopsida; Lamiales; Lamiaceae. Gene Ontology annotation, biological process: defense response to other organism. Gene Ontology annotation, molecular function: ADP binding. Bases 1 to 1224 code for a protein of 407 amino acids.
AUGGCUUAUGAAGCUCUUGAUAACCUGCAGCAAACCUUAGAUCAGAUCCUAGAAUACCAUGACGAUCUCGUCACUCAUUCUGUAAAACAAGAAAUUUUAUCCAUCAACGUCCAAGCUGCUGUCUUGCAGUUGAAUCUCAAACAUUAUCCAAACAAAGAAAAAAUCAGAGAGGUAGCGAAUACAGCAUAUGAGAUUAUCCAAUAUUUCUUUUUUGGAGAAUAUCUUUCAGAUUGCGGAUCGACAGAGCCAACGGUCAUAGUUGCAAACAAGCUGAGGGAACUAGCACAGAGACUGGAAUCAACUGUUGGAGAUGUGGUGGAUUACAUCAAGGGAAACGACCCAAUCAGCACUGUAACUGAUUCUCAUGAUGUUAGUUCAUCAUCAAGAUCAGCAAUCACAAGCAGCAAAGAUGACAUUGUUGUUGGUUUUGAAGAAGAUGUGAAAGUGAUCAAGGAUCGUCUUUGCAAGGGAUCAUCCAGACUACAAGUCCUCCCAAUUGUUGGAACAGGAGGCAUUGCUUCCAUGAAAGAAAUUUCAGAUGCCAAGAGCGACAUCCCUAUGGAAAACUUAAUUUACGAGUAUCUAAAAUGUCGGAGGUAUCUUAUUGUUAUGGACGACAUGUGGAGCAAGAAAGCUUGGGAUGAUGUCAAGAUGUUGUUUCCUGAUGCGGGAAAUAGCAGUGGGAUAAUAGUCACCACAAGGCUGCAGGAUGUGGCUGCUUAUAGCUGGAAUUUGCUAAAGCGGAAGGUGUUCGGAUAUAACGACAUUCCUAGUGAAUUGGAAGACAGUGGGUUCAAAAUUGCUAAAAAUUGUGGAGGGUUGCCCCUUUCACUCGUGAUGGCGGCUGGACUUCUAUCUAAGAUUCCGAUUCAUAAUCGAGACUCAUGGAAGCAAAUUGCUGCAGACAGCGGGCAGCUUGAAACAAUAAUUUGUUUGAGCUAUACCCAUUUACCUAGUCACUCGAAGCCAUGUCUUUUAUAUAUGGCCGACUUUCCAGAAGAUUAUGAGAUUCGUGUCUCAGAACUUAUUCACCUUUGGAUAUGUGAAGGUUUUGUAGCACUUUUAAAUGGAUCUAAAAGUUUGGAAGAGGAGGCAGAAGAUUGUAUCGAGGAUCUUGUCGAAAGAAGUUUAGUUUUGGUCACCAACACGAAGUCUAUUGGGAAAAUAAAGAGUUGCAGCCUUCUUAACAGGACAUUUCGUUUGGGACGGAGGGAGUACCAAUAA